This is a messenger RNA of Rotaria sp. Silwood2, 3471 nucleotides long. Lineage: Eukaryota; Metazoa; Rotifera; Eurotatoria; Philodinida; Philodinidae. The record is from the annotation of a GenBank genome assembly.
AUGUUCAAAUUUCUACAGUUCACAUUACCAUCUGGCCUCAUGUUGCCUCUUCAUGGUGGUACUACCGUUCUUACUGAAGAGAUGGUACCUAUUGAACAACAGCAACAGCAACGUGAACGUAGUCUUUCACCAGAUAGUUUAGAACAAAGAUUAUUUAAACAACAUAUAAUACCAGAUAAUGAUGAUGAUGAUGAAUCAUUUUUAUCAUCAUCAUCGUCUUUAGUCGAUUCAAUCAGUAUUGAUCAACAACAACAUCAGUUAAAUUCAACAAAAACUAUUGUUCAUAAAUUAACAUCUCAUAGUCUUCUUAAUACUUUAUCGUUUUCAAAUGAUGAAGAUGAUGAUGAUCUUGAUGAUGAUCUUGAUGAAAUUCAUAUUGAUCAAGAUGAAGUUAAUUUACUUUUUUCGGAUCCAGAUGAUGGUGUUUUAUGUCGAUUAUCUAAUGAAUUAAACGAUAUAGACGAUGAUUAUGAUGAUGAAAAUGAGGAUUUUCAUAGACAUAUACUUCCUUUACCUUAUGUAACAUCACCAAAUUUUAUUAUUUCAUCAUUAUCAUCAUUACAAGAUCAACAACAAGUAUAUACAUCUUAUCAUUUUCUUGAUCCCAUAUCUGAAGCUGCUAGUGAAGAAGAACGUCGUGCAGCUAUAUCAAUAAUUCGUCAAAAACAUAAACAUAGUACGUCAUCAUCAUUAUCAACAAGUGCUAAUGGAUAUUGUGAUGGUGAUACAACAACUAAUGAUGAUCUUUCAACAUUGAGUGAUAUUGAUGAACAAAAUACAUCAAUGGAUGAAAAUUCUAUUUCACAAACAUGUUCACUAUUUCGUGAUCAACAACAACAUAUAAACAAAAAACGACGUCAUAAAGAGAUUUGUUCUAUAAAUUGGUCAACAAUGAACGGAACAAUUGAUACCAGUGCUGGUUCUGAUGAUACAUUGGAACGUCUACGUAAUAUAACAAAAAUGUUUGGUAGUAAAAAGAAUGAAGAUGAUGAAGGACAAAAAUUGCAAAGAGUCGAAAAAGUGGCACCAAGUGACAAAAUCAAAAAUACAUUUCAAAAGUUUGAAGAAAUUGGUUCUUCAAACGGUCUUCAAAAUGAAGAAGAAGAUGAAGAGGAAGAUGAUGUUCAACCAUCAGAAUCUGAUGGUAUUGUUCGAUCAACACGAAAAAAAAAGAAACCACCAAAAGAACAUGUUCCUUAUCAUGAAAUGGCAGAAGUUAAAGAUAAAUUUGAAAAAGGUGUAAUGGAUAGUGAUAAACCACGUGCGGAAAAACGUUUAGAUGUUCGUGUACAAAGCGGUUUAGCUUCAUCAAAAAAACAAGCAUUUGAACAAGGCGAAUUCGAACAAGAAAUUGAACCACAUGUUAGUAAAGUACAAAUCGAUACAGACCUUGUUGCUGGUCUUGCAUCAUCAAAGAAACAAGCAUUUGAACAAGGUGAAUUCGAACAAGAAAUUAGACCACAUGCUAAUAAAGUACAAAUCGAUACAGAUCUUGUUGCUGGUUCAACAUCAGCAAAAAAACAAGCAUUUGAACAAGGUGAAUUCGAACAAGAAACUAGACCACAUGCUAAUAAAGUACAAAUCGAUACAGAUCUUGCUGCUGGUUCAACAUCAGCAAAAAAACAAGCAUUUCAACAACAACUUGAGAAUGAUGCAAAUUUAACAAAAACAGUUAUUAUUGAUCGUGAUGCAUUGGUUGGUGCUGCAACAGAUAAAAAAGCUAUGUUUGAAAAAGGUGAUUUCGAUCAAGAUUAUCAUGAACUUGGUUCAGGUCGUGUACAAGCUGAUGCUGAUCUUCUUGUUGGUGCAACAACAGACAAGAAAGCUAAAUUUGAAAGUGGUCAAUUAUCUGAUCGUCCAAUAACACCUACACGUCUUGAUGAAAUGUCAACUAUUGUUGAAACAGGUCUUGCACAAACAAAACGUUCAGAAUUAUUAUCAAAAAUGGAAGCUGAACAACACGUGCAACGUUCAGGUGAUCGACAUAUUGAUAUUGAACAAGAAAGUGGAUUAGCAAUAGCACGACGUGAACAAUUAGCAUCAUUGGCUAGUAGUGAAUAUAAAUCAGCAGAAAAACAUUUUGAUGUAACAACUGGUUCAACAAGUACAAUUAAAGAACAGUAUAUGGCUGAUACAAGUAAACCAGUAAAAGCAACAGUUCAAUCUUUUGAUGUUGAAAGUGGUUUAGCAAAAAGUCGGGCUACAGCAUUUGAAAAUCCAGAUGAAACUACUACAAUCAAACGAACAGUAGAAAUUGAUAAUGAACUUCUUGAACGUGGAGUAGCUAAAGAACGUGUAGCUAUGUUUAAAAAUUUAGAAAGUGGUAGUACACAAACAACAACAAGUUCUGGUGGUGAUUCAAAACUACGUGUUGAUAACGGGAACGUUGUACGUGAAAGUGAUAAACGUGAAGAAAUCUAUUUUGAAAAGGGUCAAACAAAACAACUUGUUGAACAGUGGAAAACAAAACAAGCUUCACCAGAACGAGAUACACCUGACGCUCAAGUUAUACGGGACUCUGAAAUACUUCAACAAGGUAAAGCAAAGAAUCUUGUUGAAAUGUGGAAAACAAUGGAUAAAGAGAACACACCACCUCCUGAACGACGUGGACCACGUACAAUUACACCACCACCUGACAACGAACGACGUUUACCACCUGCUGAAGAUGAUGAAAUGGCUUCUCGGAAACCAGGCUAUGGAGAUGAUAAAGCUAAUAUUGAAUCAGGUCAUGCCAAGGCUGUUCGAGAAAGUGACGAAGAGUGUCUUGGUGUCGAUAGCCUUGUCUCUAUUAUUCAUGACUUGUGGAAUAAGAAUACUAAUAAUAAUGUACUCAUGCAAAAUGUUGAACAAAAUAAUACGGCUAGUACCAGAAAAACAUUGAAACAAGUCACACCACCACCAGAAGGUGUUCGAAGGAAAUCAGCAUCCCCGACGGAUACAGGAAACAGUUCAAGUGGUCUAAUAGAACAAUAUAAUGAUAGUGAAGAAUUUGUACCAACUAAAGGUCAAGCUCAAUCAUUAAAAAAUCGUUUUGCUGAAUUUGAAAAAGAUGCACUUAAAGUUGAAACAGCUUCGUCUAAAAUAAAAUAUACACCAAAACGAUUUGUUGAUACACCUGCACCUAAACAAAUCAGUGCUGAAUCAGCUGUUGAUCCAAAUAAAUGUUCUGUAUGCAAUAAAACAGUUUAUGCAAUGGAAAAAAUUGAAGCAGACAAAAAAAUUUAUCACAAAUCAUGUUUUAAAUGUAUGCAUUGCAAAUCGAUAUUAAAACUUGGAAAUUUUACAGCUAACGAUGGACAAAUUUAUUGUAAACCCCAUUUUCUUCAACUAUUUGCUAUAAAAGGAAAUUAUUCAGCUGGUUUUGGUCUCAAUGAUCACAAGGCACGAUGGUUAUCAAAUUCUUCUUCAUCUUCUUCUUCUCCUAGUAGUAUAUCAAAUACACACGAGUCAACAUUGUCUAACGAAAGUUAA